Striga hermonthica is the source of this 2544-nucleotide messenger RNA. NCBI's taxonomy places the organism in Eukaryota, Viridiplantae, Streptophyta, Magnoliopsida, Lamiales, Orobanchaceae. The record is from the annotation of a GenBank genome assembly.
AUGGAGGCCCGGUGGGGAAUUGGAUUUAUAGGGAUAGUGCUCUGUUUGGGAGUGUUUGUUGGGUUCAGUUAUGGCCAGAAAAAUGGAGGUAAUGUUACUGGUGUGUAUAUUGUGACUCUCAAACAGGCCCCAACUUCUCAUUACCAUGGUGAACUCAGAGUUCAAAAGGGCAAGCAUCUAAAGAGCAAUGGGUCCGAGAGAAUGAAUAGAUUAGAUAAACCAAGCAAUGUAUCAUCGAGGACCGGUUGGCACCACGGAUCAUAUACCGAACGCAUUCACAAUUCCUUACUACGAAAAGUUCUACGAGGUGAAAAGUAUAUAAAGCUUUACAGCUACCAUUAUCUAAUCAACGGGUUUGCAGUGCUUGUCACCCCACAGCAGGCCGAAAGGCUUUCCAGGAGAGGAGAAGUGUCGAACGUGGUUUUGGAUUACUCUGUUCGAACUGCCACUACUCACACGCCACAGUUUCUUGGUCUGCCACAAGGCGCGUGGGCCCAAGAAGGCGGGUUCGAAACUGCGGGAGAAGGAAUCGUGAUCGGCUUUAUCGACACGGGAAUUGAUCCCACGCACAUCAGCUUCUCGGAUAAAACCCCCGAAAGAAUCUACCCUAUUCCCGAUCGUUUUACCGGCAUUUGUGAAGUCACGAGGGAUUUUCCUUCUGGAUCUUGCAACAGGAAGCUUGUCGGGGCCCGCCAUUUUGCAGCCUCUGCAAUUACUCGAGGGAUUUUUAAUGCCACUCAGGACUUUGCUUCGCCGUUUGAUGCCGAUGGCCAUGGAACGCACACUGCUGCAAUUGCAGCUGGAAAUCAUGCGAUUCAAGUCGAGGUAGCUGGGAAUAAUUUUGGAAAUGCCAGUGGGAUGGCCCCUCGUGCUCACAUUGCUGUUUAUAAGGCGUUAUACAAGAGCUUCGGGGGAUUUGCUGCAGAUGUGGUUGCCGCUAUAGAUCAGGCUGCACAAGAUGGAGUGGAUAUCAUAAGCUUAUCGAUAACUCCAAACAGGCGUCCACCUGGCAUCGCCACAUUCUUCAAUCCUAUAGACAUGGCAUUACUAUCUGCAGUAAAAGCUAGGAUCUUUGUGGUCCAAGCAGCAGGAAAUACUGGGCCAUCUCCUCGAAGCAUGUCAUCUUUCAGCCCGUGGAUCUACACUGUUGGGGCUGCAACCCACGAUAGGGUCUACAGUAACUCUAUAGUCCUUGGAAAUAACAUUGCAGUUCCUGGAGUUGGACUUGCUCCUGGGACACAAAAUGAUACUAUGUACACUCUGAUAUCUGCUAUACAUGCUCUAAACAACAGCACGGCUGAGGAUGAUAUGUAUGUUAGUGAGUGCCAAGACUCGGGUAAUUUUAAUGAGGACGUGAUUCAAGGGAAUCUCUUGAUAUGUAGCUACUCUGUCCGGUUUGUACUUGGGCUCUCCACCAUCAAACGGGCUUUAGAAACUGCGAAGAAUCUCAGUGCAGCUGGUGUGGUUUUUUGCAUGGAUCCUUACGUGAUCGGUUUUCAGCUCAACCCAAUUCCAAUGACUAUCCCGGGCAUUAUAAUCCCAUCCCAAAAUGAUUCCAAGGUCUUACUCCAGUACUACAAUUCGACUCUUGAAAGGGAUAAUAACUCCACGAAAAAAAUCGUCAAAUUCGGGGGAGUCGCGAGUAUCACUGGCGGAAUAAAAGCAAAUUUCAGCAGUUCGGCCCCAAAAGUUAUGUAUUACUCUGCAAGAGGACCCGAUCCAGAAGACAGCUCGCUCGACGAUGCCGAUAUACUAAAACCGAAUAUUGUUGCUCCAGGUAACUUCAUAUGGGCUGCAUGGAGUUCUCGUGGGACCGAUUCCAUUGAAUUUCAAGGUGAGAGCUUUGCACUUAUGUCUGGAACAAGCAUGGCAGCUCCUCAUAUUGCCGGGCUCGCGGCCUUAAUCAAGCAGAGAUAUCCUUCGUUCGGUCCAUCAACUAUUGGGUCGGCACUUUCAACGACAGCUUCUCUUUACGACCGAAAUGGUGGGCCCAUCAUGGCCCAACGUGCUUAUGCUAAUCCGGAUUUGAACCAAUCUCCCGCCACUCCCUUUGACAUGGGGAGUGGAUUUGUAAAUGCUACUGGGGCAAUAGAUCCUGGUCUCGUAUUCAAUUCGAGUUACGAUGAUUACAUGUCCUUUUUAUGUGGCAUAAACGGCUCGUUUCCAGUCGUGCUGAAUUACACAGGCCAAAGCUGUGGUACUUACAGUUACACCAUGAAAGCUGUUGACCUAAACUUGCCCUCCAUCACCAUAUCUAAGCUCAACCAGUCGAUUUUCGUUCAACGGACGGUGACUAAUGUGGAUAAAAACGAGACCUACACUGUUGGGUGGAGUGCCCCUUAUGGAGUCUCGGUUAAGGUGAGCCCGGCUCGUUUUUCCAUUGCGAGUGGUCAGAAUCAGGUGCUGAAUAUAUCGAUUAAUGCAACUAUCAACAGCUCAUUCCCGAGCUUUGGGAGAAUCGGGCUUUUUGGGAACGGGGGGCAUUUGGUCAAUGUUCCCCUGUCGGUUAUUGUCAAGAUCUCGUACAAUUCUACUGGUGGCUGA